This is a messenger RNA of Phalacrocorax carbo (great cormorant), 9960 nucleotides long. Lineage: Eukaryota; Metazoa; Chordata; Aves; Suliformes; Phalacrocoracidae. The record is from RefSeq and is a predicted model, not a curated record.
UCGCCGAGGUUGGCGACGGCGCCAUUUUGAAUUGGCUGAGGGUCGGAGGUGGUGGCUGCUGAACGGGGCUCCCCGUCCACCCAGGAAACCAGCGAGAAAGGAGCGAGGUCUGAAUAUGGCAGCGAAUAGGAACUUGAAGCAAGUGCGGAUCGAGAAUAGCUCCCCGGCGGCGCCGCUGGGCAUGGUGGGGGGUGGCGGUGGCGGUGGCAACCUGAAGGGAUUGCGGGGCCUAGAAACGGAGAGCGAGGCAGCGGCGGCCAUGGCGCUGGUUCCGAGCAAAGAAGGUGGAGAUGAAGAGCAGGAGGUUGGCUUCACCAUCGAUAUCAAAAGCUUUCUCAAACCUGGCGAAAAGAGCUACACGCAGCGUUGCCGGCUGUUCGUAGGAAAUCUGCCUACUGAUAUCACGGAGGAAGAUUUCAAGCGCCUCUUCGAGCGCUAUGGGGAGCCCAGCGAGGUCUUCAUCAACCGGGACCGUGGCUUCGGCUUCAUUCGCCUGGAAUCUAGGACACUGGCUGAAAUAGCAAAGGCAGAACUUGAUGGUACUAUUUUGAAGAGCAGACCACUUCGAAUUCGAUUUGCUACACAUGGAGCUGCCCUAACAGUCAAGAAUCUUUCACCUGUGGUUUCUAAUGAGCUGCUGGAACAAGCAUUCUCUCAAUUUGGCCCAGUGGAAAGAGCUGUUGUUGUAGUAGAUGAUCGUGGCAGAGCUACAGGAAAAGGUUUCGUAGAGUUUGCAGCAAAACCUCCAGCACGGAAAGCUCUAGAAAGAUGCAGUGAUGGGGCAUUCUUGCUAACAACAACACCUCGACCUGUUGUUGUGGAACCAAUGGAGCAAUUUGACGAUGAAGAUGGGCUACCAGAGAAGCUAAUGCAAAAAACUCAACAGUAUCACAAGGAAAGAGAACAGCCUCCACGUUUUGCUCAGCCUGGAACAUUUGAGUUUGAGUAUGCUUCACGGUGGAAGGCUCUUGAUGAGAUGGAAAAGCAACAGCGUGAACAGGUUGACAGGAACAUUAGAGAAGCCAAAGAAAAACUAGAGGCAGAAAUGGAAGCAGCUAGACAUGAGCAUCAGCUAAUGCUGAUGAGGCAAGAUCUCAUGCGACGUCAAGAAGAAUUGAGGCGUUUGGAAGAACUUCGAAAUCAAGAACUUCAAAAACGCAAGCAGAUACAAUUGAGACAUGAAGAAGAACAUCGACGUCGUGAAGAAGAGAUGCUACGUCAGAGGGAACAGGAGGAAUUACGACGACAGCAGGAGGGAGGAUUUAAGCCAAAUUUCAUGGACAAUUUGCCAAGAAGGUUUCAUGCAAGCUAUUAAAAUAUGGAAAAUAGUGUUCUUCAUGAUUUCUCCAGGAAGGAUGAUAUACACAGUUGCUUUAGAGAAGCAAGACUAUUCACGUGUACUUUUUCUUGGAAGAAAAUCUGUAAACUGCAAUUACAAAGAUGAGAAAUACUGUCUUUUCAAAUGCUAAUGUUCUUCAUUCUCUGAUACAAUAGCUCUGCGUUGUUCCAUAUAUUAUGUUCCACUUUUAAGGGAGAGAGCAUGUGAAAGGUAAGCUGCAGCUCCAUCCAGUUUUAAUCAGCUUUAAAUCAAAAGCCUUUUCCAGAAGUUACAGAAGGAAACCUUUAAUAAUGAAGCAGUAGUUCAUCUUCAGGUCUGUUCCAAAUGUGAACGUUGUGCUUCUGGAACUUCCAGCAUUGUAUCAGUAGCAGUUCCACAUCUGACGUUUUCCGAACCAGAGUUGUGCCAAAUAAUGCAAAUAAAGUUUCUGUCUUAGCCUGUGUGAAGGAUGCAAUUAUUACAUUUCAAAAACUGAAUGUUCAGAGUUUUGAAAUUAAAAUGUAUGAAAUAAUUAUAUUGAAUUACUGGUUUAAAAGUGAAAAGUAUGUUAAGUUGGCAGUUGGGAUUUUAGAACCAUUUCUGUAUAUGUGCCAGUUAUUGUUGCCAUGUUAUUCUUUGUGUAGUUUUUGUAGUACCACUUAAUGCAUGUUCAGCAUCAUUCUUGCAUCACAGUUGUGUACGGUUUCAUAUUUUAUUCACACUGCUCAAUGCAAGUUUCUGUAGAAGGGGGGUACCUAGAGCAUUUGUUUAGUGUUAUGUAACUUGUUUAGGAUGCUUUUUCACUGCUAAGCUUGCUUUCUGUUUUGUUUUCACUCUGUGUGUUUUGUGCAAAAUAUGCUUUUUCUAUUGCAUAUGGGGAAGAAGUAGCAAGUCCUGAAAACAUGUUUAAGGAAAGUAAAUGGAAGUCCUGGAUGCCUCUUAGUGCUUCUAAAAUGACAGCUGUCUUGGGAGAAUAAAAUCACUUGGUAUACAUUCAUGCACGAUUACACCUAGAUUUUUUCCUGCUUAUGGCCCACUUCAGUAUUAAUGGUAAGGAUAAAAAAGUCUGAGUAUAGUUUCCAUAGAUAAUCUGGCUUGAAUCACAAGCAUAUGUACAAGACAGUAAAUGAAUCACAAGUGACUUGAUGUUUGCUCUGAAUAGUACUGUAAUUCCCGAAGUUGUAUUAAACAAAAUUAAUUAGUUUCAUCACUUUAAAAGUGAAACUUUAAAAGUUGCACUGAGAGUAAGCCAAUCCACUGUGAGGGCAGGGGAAGGUACAAAUCUAUGGACAAAUCAUGCCCUUGUUUUGAGUGGCAUUAUGUUACUGGGCAUGCAAUUUUAACUCCUUAAAUUGGGACCAUUGUGUGAAACUGUUUCUAUAAAGACUUAACAAGAAAUAUAAUUUGUCCUCUUUUAACCAGUUAUAAGUAUUAAUUCAUUGUUAGCAUCUUAAAAAUUGAAUUGGUUAGAUUAGGCACAUGUACUUUACUGGAGAUGAUGGCUUUGUAGUAUAAAUAUCAGAAAUAGGAUAGUUGGAGCAACGGUAGUUACUGAAGACUGAUAUGUUGUGCCUUUAAGCCUAUUUAGAUAAAAGCUGAUCUUGAGCAUUUUUCUUAGUACCUUUGAAAUGAAUUCUUCUAUCUUUUUCUUCGUUAACAAUAAACCGGAAUUUCCCAGAUGUCUGAUAUUUUGGGGAAAUAAAUACUGAUUUUAAAACUCUGUGCCGGGAACCCUGGUACUACAUUUGUAUUUCUGCUUUAUUGCUGUAGUAGUCACAGAAGUACUUGCAGGUUUGAAAGUGUUCAUCUAGAUUUUUGGGGGAGGCUAAGGGAUUGAUUAUUGUAUGUUGCUUAAUUCUUGAGGCCUCACGUGGGAAAACUGGUAAUGUAGAAUCUUUUUGCUAUUAUUGUUUUUUAAAAAAGUUUACAAAUCUGGUAUCUUCAAAAUUGCCCUGUGUUGAGGAAGCUGAAUGGUGUCUCUUUAAAGAAGGUGGGAAAACUAUUUUACUAGAGGUCUUACAUUUAUGAAGUAUUUGUGCUCUAAAUCUUUCACUGGUCUGGCAGUGACAUUGUGACUCAACCCUAACCUUCCAUUAGUAUUAUGGUGAAAAUUCUGCAAGCUUCUGCAAAGCUUUAGAAGUGAUGUGAGGAGGUAAUGUGACAUACUGACUAUAGGAUUGCGCCAAAUCAUUCAUCUUUGAAGAUUGUCACCAGCCUGCUCUGUGUAUCCUUAUCCAUUCCAUUUAGGACAUUGUUUCCUAUUCUGAAUUCUAGGUUUUCCUUCAUUGUAAAUGGCUUUAACUUUUCCUGAUGAUGUGGAAGAAAUAAGCUGUAUAAAACUUUGGGGGUUGUAAUACUAAACCUGAAGGAAAUGGGUUAAAGGGAAGAACCAGAUGUCAGAUGCACAGUAAAACCAGUUAUAUGAUUUGACAAGUCAUUACGUACAUCUCCAUACGUGUUCUGUUAGUAUAUGAAUAUCAUGUAUGUAUUCUUAACCUGUUGUCUUGUUAAUAAGGAUUUAUGGCUCUUCUGGGGCGGGGGACGACGACGACUUUGUUUUGGAUUAAUUUGGUUUUAAACUUUCUCUUUUGUGUAAAUCAAUACACAAAAAUUAAGUGACAGAAUACAUGACAAUGUUAGAAAAUAGAUAGGUGCUCGUUCUUGAGUCAUAGAUGUGUGGAAAUAGUAAUAUGGAAACAUAGAAGUAGAUAAGUGCUCUUCAUGGACUUACAGAUGGGGGAAGAUGGUAAUGUGGAAGAGCAUGAAGAUGUGGUUUGACCUCAUCUUUCAGUUCUAAAAAUUGGAAGCUACCAUAAAAAUUAAAAAAAAAAAACCCAAAUAUGACUCUUGAGAAAUUUAAUCUAAAAAUCUUAAAUGUUGUUUCAGACAAUGUAAACGUGCAAAUAAAAUACAUGCUUUAAUGGACACAAUAAGUCUGAAAGCCUGUGUUUCAUUAAGAUAUGAAGAGUAAUGUUAUUGGGGAGUUGGCUACAUUUUCUCAUACUUUUAGUUUUUGCCUACAUGACCUUAAAGGAACAGAAGUGGAAUUUUAUUAAUUACAUGCAGGGAAAGGCUAAAUAUACAAGAUGAAAUCAUGCUGGGAAAGGACUGAAGUUCAUAUAUGUGUAACUUAAUAUACUGAUGCUUCCAGUAGAGGACUUCUGUCAUGAGUUGAAAGCUCCUGCUUAAAAAUGAAUGCUGCCCAAAUCUGGUCAUGCUCGUAUUGCAGGAAAAUGUUUUCUUUGCCUUGCUCAUGACAAAACAAGAACAGGGCUAUCAGAAUUUAAGUUCAUGAAGAACAUAAUUAUCUUGCCACAGUGAUAAAUCAGAGUAGUUGAACAGUCAGCACCUGAGGUAGCUUGUCUGCCAGUUGGGUACAUGUGAUGUAUGUGGUAUGACAUGAAUGUCAUAGCCUUCCCAGGACUUGAGAGUAUGGUAGUGCCUUCAGUUGUUUCAGCGGGUGCUUCAUUGGCCUCAGUUAAUGAAGUUCCUUCGUGGCUACAAGGAUGCUAUUCAAAGUCUUUAUCUCUUCUGCUUAGCAAAUAUCAGUCUCACAGUGACAGCUACUGCAGUUGGGGGUUGAGUGUGGUAUAGUCAUGGAGCACUUAUAUCAGUAUUUGCUCUUGCCAGCUCUGGUCAUCUUAGUUUACACCUUUUCAGUCAUUGCAGUGUGCUUCCAAAUGUUACUUUUCAUGAAUUAUAAAUGUAUUCUCAAUGAGGUAUUGAUCUGAGCAAGCUUAAGUAGCGACUUAAUAAAUAUACACAAAUUUUCAAAAAAUACAUGCUGGUUAUGCUUGUAAUUGUUAACAAGACCAAUUCCUUUAUGGAUCUGCUUGGGUGAUUAUUUCAGUCUGAUUCCCUAAUUUUGUAAUAAAGAUGCAGAGACCUGAUUCUACCUCCAGGUGCUGAGGUUCAUCUGUAAACUGUUUGGAUAUCUGCAUUUAGUUUACACAGUGUGGUGUAAACUAGAAUCACUCAAAAUUCAUGCAUAAAUACACCCUGUCAGAGCAUACUCAGCAAUCAGAUGCUGAUCAGAUGCGAGAUUUUGCAGAACUCGCAAUGAAAGUAAGUUGACCAAAAUAGGUUUUUAAAUAAGGCAGAAAUAAAGUUGUGAGAAGGCAAGAACCAGGUUGAGCAGAAUAGGAGAGCAAACUGUGUGCUCUUUGAAGAUGGUCUGUAAAAAGUAGUAGAAGAAUCUGAUAACAAGUGAAUGUUCUGUUAACCUUUCAAAGGAAUUGAUGUGUCAGUAUGCAGAACUUCGUUUUGAAAUGCGGACUUCAUUGGAGAAGGUGCUGCUUAUGUGGAGUUUCUUUCUCAAGACAUAGCAAAUAAUGUUUGUAGUGCAUUAGAAUGGAAGUUUUUUCCUUGUGUCACAAACAGGUAACUGAAGUAACUUUUGUGUUCUAGUCUGUGUUCAAAACCCAUUUCUCAUUAAUGCGUUGAUAUUUACAGAUUUACCUGACAAUUUUGAUAACUUAUUUUUAAAUGCAUAUUUUUAAUGUGAGAAUUACAGUAUGAGCUUGCAUCUUGGAAUCUGAAUGAACCAUGACAAAAAACAGUGCCAACUAUCAACCUCUCUGAUUUGAAAUGCUUUAUCUUGAAUAUGAUGCCAACUGACUGCCUUUGUAUGUAAGAUGGUAACAAAAGGAUGUUCCCUGUUUCUUGCCAUGUGGUCUUGGCUUAGUCCUGUGCAAAUGUGUUUUCAUCUUUAAGGCCUUUGUACUUUGUUCUCAAGAAAGUUGUAGCCAACUGGAGUGUCUUAAGGGGGGUACAUGGUGGAAGGGUUAAUUUUAAUAGUACUCCUAACACACUGAAAUGCCUGAUAGUAAAAUCUGUUAUUCAAAGUUGAAAUUAUUCCUAAUAACGUGCUUUUCAGUCCUCCUCAUUACACAUUAGCAGGUGCUUCCUUAGCUCUGCUUAUGAGAGCUGAGGCUUAAUACUUCUUUUAAUAUUUGAUACACUCAGAAGGCGAUUUCACUUUGGGUAGGUACAAUAACUUUGUUUUACAAAUAGUAGCCACUUCUACUAAAAUAAGGAAAGUAAUAUGGUAGUAGAAAGUUGAGAUAGGUCUUACUUAAUGCAGCAUCAGCAGUAUGUCCAAUUGUGCAAGUAAAGGACAAAAAGCUGAGUCUGAGUCCCAGCUUGCCAGAUGACAAAGUAUGUACAACAGCAGCAAGUAGGGAAUCUCUGCUUUCAGUUUUAUCUGGUUGAGUCCACAGCCUAUCCUGCCUUAAAAAUUUUUGCAGGUUCCUUGGUGGUGGUAUGCACAAUGUUUAGCCCAGUCUGAAUAGUAAUCUGCUUAGACGGGGCAAGUGUGGGCUUGGCUUGUUGCAAGGACUAGUUAUGUCAUACUGAAAUAGAUCCAUAAAUACCUUAAUAUUGACAAAACACAAGUUUUCAUGAGAAAUGAUAGCUUUAUUCAACAUUGCUUUGUGUGUUGUGCAUAAGCAGGUAAGUCUUUAUAUCAGUGGACCAAUAUGUGAUUAAACAUUUGCUGGAUACCCUGCAGUUUAACGCUAUUCUGUUGUUUUUGUCUUGAAAUACAGAUUCCUUUUCCUGUAUAUUUCAAAUCUAAUGUAAGAUUUUUUUUGUUUUCUACUAAAUAUUGCUUUAUUACGGUGGAAGCUAGAAGUUGGUGCUCUGUAUUUGUCAUGUAGUAAUCUGAGAUUAAAAUUGCUAUCCCACAGAAUUAGCGUAGGAAGGAAAUUACUUAACUGCACAAUGAAUGACCAGAAUGUUUUGACAGGACCAAUGGGCACAGACUGAAACACAGGAGGCUCUCUCUGAAAGUCAGGAAAUGCUUUCUUAGUGUGAGGGUGACCGAGCACUGGCACAGGUUGCCCAGGGAGGCUGUGGAGUCUCCUUCCUUAGCGAUAUUAAAAAAACAUCUAGGCAUGAUCUUGGGCAACUGGCUCUAGGUGGCCCUGCUUGAACAGGAGGAUUGGACAAGAUGAUCUCUAGAGGUCCCUUCCAAUGUUACUUGUUCUGUGAUUCUGUCAUCUAAAUAAAGCUUUGAUUUUUAUUGAACUUAAUAUGAAUUAACAUUAAAAAACUAUUACAUGCUUAGGUAUUUGAAUGAUUCCUUACUAGGUUUAAUUUCAGUACAGAUGUAUAUAUUGCCUAGUGUUAAGUUUUGCAUUUUCAAAUGAAGCACUGCAAAGGUGAAAGCUCUUUGAGUGAAUCUUGAGUUGUUCUUUGUAAGGAUGGUGCAACCACAGCUUGCCCUGCCCUUUCCCCCAGCACAGUCUUAUGGCUUCAGAGAUUUUUAGCCCCACAAAGAUAAUCAGUUCUGCUGUCAUUAUUUUGGAAGAAGAGUUUAGGACACUGGCCUAACUUGGCACCUGCUGCAAAAAUGACAGGUAAGGAAUCCUGCAGGAGGGAAUGGGGAGUGUUGUGUGAAGUUGUGUAAAGAGCAUUGCUAACACUUCUGAAAGUUUCACAAUGCCUUAGGAAUGCUGUUUUUUAAAUUAGAGAAAGUUAGGUUAUGUCCAAUCUAGGAAGUUUCCCUUGAAAAUAGAUUCUUCCCCAGUUUUUGGAAGAUCCAAAAUACCCUUAAACUAGUAAGGUCAUGACAUCUCAACUAUGUAUAAGUAUUUUUCUAUAAUACGAAGUUUAUGCUGAUUUUCUGUAGUCUUAAAACUGUGAAAUCUGAGAAAACUGUCUCUUAGGCUUUGUACACGUUUUUCUACUUUAAAACAAUUUAAAAAUUAUUUUGAAAUCAAACUAAAUUGACAUUAAUAAAACUGCCUAUUAUCACUAAAAUUUUCUUAGUUCGCUCAUCUCAGAUUGUAUGACUGUAAACUUGUUUGCACAGUGUGUAGCACAAUGAUAUCCUGACUUAUGUUAAAAGUAGUAGAGCAACGCUGAUACUACUCAACUCUGUGCUAGCCGUGCUUGUUUAACUAUAACUAUUUACAGAAGACUUUUCUAAAGUUGUUUCCUACUCUGUAUGUAAACAAGCCAUGAGUCUCUGAUAGGUGAGCUCACUCGGAAGAACCUGAUGUAAAACAAGCUCAUGAAAUUUUAACUUCCAGUGCUGAGUGAUGCAGUGGUUUCAGAUGCUUUUGAUCUGUCAGGUUUCUUAAGUUUUCUUCAUUAAUUGGUGAAGUGACAUCUACACAUCAUUAUUUCUAGGUGAAAGAGGUGAUACGGGUUAAAGGUUAUUCCCUUGCUCCUUCAGCAGUUUUAUACUUCUUAGCUGUUCAUGAUAAGGUAAAGUAUCACGAAAUGCUCAGGAACUUCGCAUCCGUGUAACAGGUCAUGUGAGUUCCAAAUGGAGAAAAUGAUACUGUAACUUGGAUGUUUUUCCAAGCUGACCAGCAUGAACACAAUCAUUGAAAGUAGAAGUCUGCACAUCUGGAGAAAUUUCUGCUGCAUUAAUGCCAACAUAUGUAGACUGGAUGAUCAUGAAAAUCACCGAUUAGCCAGUUAUUCUGGUGCUGCAGAUUCCUCAGCUUGACAUGGGAAUGUUAGCAAUAUAGGGGAGGGGGCUGCAUUCAAAAGUAUGGGAUUGAGGUGCUGUUUCAUAGAGUGUUACUUUAAUGACUAUAUGACUGCAGCCUAACAGCUCACAAAAUUUUGCAAAAUACAUAAUGCAUAUAUAUAAUAUAUAUAAAAUAUAACACUAUACUGUGUGAUAGAAGCCUGAGUGAUGUUAAGAAGUUGAAGACUUUAUUCCCUUCUGCUGAUCAAAUCCAAGCUUCUUUGAAAUUGUAGGGAAUCUUUUUUGAACAACAAAAGAUCCUUCUUUUGUAUUAAAUGCACAGUCUUAACAGCUAGGAACAUAAUGACUCACAAGUGAACAAUUUUUAUUGAAUUUACAAAGUACUUAUAAAUUUCAGUGUCUUCAAAUUCCAACAUAGCUUAAGCUGCACAAAUGAAAUCUUUGGCCUUUCUGUUUAAAUAUUUUCAAACGCUCAUCAUUCCCCAAAUACUGAAGAAAUAAAUUCUGAAUGAGUGAAGUUUUGCAAUCUAGGCAAAACAGAAAAAUAAGUGUCCCUUGGUAGUAGUAUUGUCACUGGUAUGGGUUUUACCUAGUCACUAGUAACUGCCACCAUUUUUUCUUUUCUGAAAUCUGAUCCCAGAAGAGGAAGAAUACUAAGUUCACGUUCCUCAUUCUGUGUUAAGAUGCUGACUUCAGAUACCCUAUACCUUAUAAACUGAAAAUUGUGAGAGGUAAAAUGUUUUUGAUAGUCUUGUCAAGGAAAUUGAAUGCCUUACUGGCUCAGGUCAAGUAGUAUUUGCCCUGUUUCUAGGAACUUAAUUUUCCUUUUGAGCCUUAAUUCUUUCACCUAAUUCACUUUUUCCCUUAAAUACUUGCUUCUAGCUGUCUGCAAGUAUGUGCUUUAAGGAGGGAAUUCAGGGGAAUGUAACGUGGGGAGGUUGUUGCAGUUGUCUCCUAUAACCACUGGCAGCCAUGCAGUGAUGCCCAGGUGACAAUUGAUUUACUCUCUGAGGGUUUUAUUGUUGCAAAUGUGUGCUUUUGGCCUCAGAAGAGGCUACUCAUGACUAAGGUGAGCAGGUUUGGCCAGACUUUAGUAAAAACUAAGAAUGGGGAGGAAAAGAUUGCAUAAUCAUUUAACAAUGUCUAGCACUGUAUCUUCUGUUAGUAUGUCAGCAGCCAACACUGUUAUCUGUUACCU